Messenger RNA from Coccinella septempunctata (seven-spotted ladybird), 649 nucleotides. RefSeq lists its product as uncharacterized. Bases 1 to 507 code for a protein of 168 amino acids. The transcript has a single exon. NCBI's taxonomy places the organism in Eukaryota, Metazoa, Arthropoda, Insecta, Coleoptera, Coccinellidae. Gene Ontology annotation, molecular function: nucleic acid binding. The record is from RefSeq and is a predicted model, not a curated record.
AUGAGAAUUGUUUUCAAUGCAUUGAGGUGCAUUCUUAAUGAAAAGGAAGAGAAAUUAUGGUUCCAAGCCCUACCGAAAGUCGAAGAUGACUUGAAUAAUACAGUUAAUAAAUCGACAGGGUAUGCCCCAGUUGUUUUGAUGAAAAACGCGAAUAAACGAUUAACAGCUACCAUGAACCUAUUAAGCGAUAUAGUAGUAAAGCCAAUAGAAGUCAAUAAAGGAGCUCUUAGGGAGAAGCUCAAUGUUGCAACCAAUCAUACAAAGAAGAAAUUCGAUGAAACCCGAAAAGCUAGUUACCCGUUUGAAGUUAACCAAAAAGUUGUAAUGGAAGUGACACAACUAUCUAAUGGAGGAAAGUUGAAGCCAAAAUUUAUUGGCCCUUUUGAAAUCAAGGCUGUCUUACCGAAUGAUCGAUAUGUACUGAAAAGGAUAGGCGGCCAGAAUAGAACGACCACGGCAGGCCAGGAACAAUUAAGAAUUUGGCCUGAAGAUCCUUGUGAAUUGUGAAAUUUUCAAUGUGACAGUGUAUCUAACAAAAACUGUGAAAAUGUUAACUGUUUAAUGUUUGUAUCUAUCAUUGCACUACAAAAUCUAAUACUGUUUUAUACGAUUUGAGUUGAAUUAAUAUGCUCCGAACUUGAUAGCCUUG